GGUUGGGGGUGCUACAUGAAGUAUGCAUGUGCCAAAGACAGGUCACUGUUUUCAGCAAAGAAUCUACAGCCAAUCAUAAGGGACAUUUACACAGUGACACAAACCAGUGUAAGAGAGCAGCAUGGACUACUGAGGAGGAGCUCUGUCUUGCCUCAGUUCAGGACUCCCAUCUGCUGGCAGAACACGGAGUCUGAGAGAGAAAGAGCAAGACACGGGCACGGACUGAAUUUCCACAGGGCUGGAAAACCACUGGCUUUUUUUAACUCCCAAAGCUUACAAGUAGUUCUCAGUAGAUACAAAAAGGUCUAUCAGCUGUCAUCUAGCUUUGUCAAAAUGAAGCUCAUACUGCUACUGUGCUGCUGGCUGACCAUGGCCUUGGCCUCACCAUUUGAACAGAGAGGAUUCUGGGAUUUUGCUUUUGACCUUGAUGGAGCAAUGAUGAAUGAUGAAGAGGGAUCUGGUUUUACUACUGUAGCACCAACUGAAGGCCCAUUCUUGCCUGGACCAACAUGUCCAUUUGGUUGUCAGUGCCAUCUACGAGUGGUACAGUGUUCUGAUCUUGGAUUGUCAGCUGUGCCAAAAAGCAUUCCACCAGACACAUUAUUGCUGGACCUACAGAACAACAAGAUUACAGAGAUCAAGGAAGGGGAUUUCAAGAGCCUCCACAAACUUUAUGCUCUUGUGUUGGUCAACAACAGAAUAAGCAAGGUACAUCCAAAGGCUUUCCAGCCACUGGUCAAGCUGCACAAGCUAUACUUCUCCAAAAACCUGCUGACUGAGAUCCCACGCAACCUGCCCCCCUCACUGGUUGAGCUGCGUAUUCAUGAAAACAAGAUCAAGAAGAUACCAAAGGAAAUCUUCAAGGGUCUCAAGUCAAUGAACUGCAUUGAAAUGGGAGGAAACCCUCUGGAAAACAGUGGUUUUGAGCCAGGAGCAUUUGAUGGCCUUAAAAUAAAUUACCUCAGGAUUUCUGAAGCUAGACUAACUGGAGUUCCUAAAGACCUGCCAUUUAGCUUAAAUGAACUCCAUCUGGACCAUAAUGAAAUUCAGGCAAUUGAACUGGAAGACCUAAGGCGCUACAAAGAACUCACCAGGCUGGGUCUUGCCUACAACAAAAUCCGUUUCAUUGAAAAUGGCAGCUUAAACUUCCUUCCCAACCUGCGCGAAUUGCACUUAGACAACAAUAAGCUGCCUCGAGUACCUGCAGGACUGCCUGACAUGAAGUAUCUGCAGGUAGUGUACCUACACAACAACAACAUCACAAAAGUGGAAGCGAAUGACUUCUGUCCUGUUGGCUUUGGAGUGAAGCGUGCUUACUAUCAUGGGAUUAGCCUCUUCAGCAACCCAGUAAACUACUGGGACGUGCUGCCUAGCACAUUCCGCUGUGUCACAGACCGACACUCUGUACAUUUUGGAAACUACAAGAAAUAAAGCUACUGAAAGGCUGAAGACAAGUAAAAAAGAAAAAGGAGAUAAAAAAACAAAGAAACCUAAAAGAACAUUGCUUUACAUUUUAUUUUUUAAUUCCCCACCACACAGAAAAGACAAUAUACAUGCUAGAAGUCCUGCUAAGCAAUAUUAGAGCUUGUUGUAGUCAGUGUAAAGUACUCCUCUGUGAAAAAGAGAUCACAAAAGGAAGGCUUAUCAAUACACAUUUUAACACUGUCAUGUUUCAAAGAAAGAUAAACUCCACACAACAUCUUUCCUCACACAUCACAAAAAAGUGUGUGCUUCCACAGAAUGAGAACUUUUAUAAUGCUGACACUAGCUUUGCUUUGUUAGAGAGCCCAUUCUUACAGUAAUGAAAUAAAUCUGUAAAUUUACAUUUCUAGAUGUUUUUCUGCUUUAUGUGCUUGUGUUCGAUUUUCAUGGUGGUACAGCAGACAUGAAAGGAAAACUAAUUAUACAGACUGCUGACUUCAUUUGCUUUGAGUCCUUCUUCACAUGUCACAGCACAAGUCCCUGCUAAUGAUGUCUAAAUGUCUAAACCUAUAGCAUUGGAAAUGAUUCUGCCAUUGUAACCAGCUGAUCUGUUAUCAGCUAGAAAAAAAUAGCUAAAAUUGGGCAAAGCUUAUGCAUCUAUGAUUUUAUUUCCAUGUUAUUAGGUAGAUUUAUAAGGAAUAGGUAAGAAAGUCAAAUUAAAUAUUGGUUGAGUCUUCUAAAUGCAUUUCCCUUAACCUGUCAUUUUUAUUUGUCACAUCAAGGCAUUUUCAAUGAGAUUUUACAUAAGAAGGCUAUACCAGAAGUUGUCCAUCAUAUCUGAAUUUCAAUAUAUUUUAUUUUCUUCUGAUGUAUCAUCUCCUCCUACUUGUCACUUGUUCUAUUGUAUCAUCUCCUUCUGUUUGCCAUAAAUCUGUAACCUGUUACCAGUGACUUUUA
Messenger RNA from Protopterus annectens (West African lungfish), 2379 nucleotides. It is a transcript of the gene BGN, whose product is annotated as biglycan. Gene Ontology annotation, molecular function: protein binding. The coding region runs from base 16 to 1431 and encodes 471 amino acids. The record is from RefSeq and is a predicted model, not a curated record. The transcript has 8 exons. Lineage: Eukaryota; Metazoa; Chordata; Ceratodontiformes; Protopteridae.